This is a messenger RNA of Prunus armeniaca (apricot), 546 nucleotides long. The record is from the annotation of a GenBank genome assembly. NCBI's taxonomy places the organism in Eukaryota, Viridiplantae, Streptophyta, Magnoliopsida, Rosales, Rosaceae.
AUGGAUUUCCUCGAGGUGGGCACAUUAAGUUUAUUUCCAUGGCGUCUUUAUUUUGACGGGUCUCGAACAUGUAACAUGGGUGGGGCAGACUUUGAUUGUACCAACAAUCAGGGCGAAUACGAGGCCCCGAUCAUAUGGUUGGAAAUUUUGAAAGAGCUUGGGGUAAAGAGUGUGGCGGUUAUGGGAGAUUCAAUGUGGGUCUUAAAACAAUUGUCUGGCGACUACAAGGUGACUAGCCAAGCUUUGCUCGGAUAUCAUGCCUUGGCCAGCCAAUUGAUGGAAGAUUUUGAUGAUGUGAGACUCGCCCACCUACUAAGAGAACAUAACACUCAGGCCAACGCCAUGGCCCAAUUAGCAUCCGGAGUGGAAAUCUUCGAGGGGCUCUCUGAGGAGCUUUUUAAAUUUGAGAAGCGAUCUCUCCCCUCUGUCUUUGAAAGAGGGACUCCAGCGGAAGUUAUGGUGUUAACCAUAGCACCGGAGGAUUGGAGGCACGACAUCGUGCAAUAUUUGAAAAAUCCAAAUAGGUCACAUAGCCAACAAGUUUAG